CCCGGAAGUCCCGGGGGAGGGGGCGUUACGUAUAUCCGGCGAGUAGCUGGCGGUUUCGGGUGCUGCUGGGCUGUGUGGUGUGAGGGAGGGUCGAAGCCGCCGCUGCUGCCGGAGGAACCCCUCGGCCGUAGGAAGCAUUAAUAAUGUCUUUCAUCUUUGAGUGGAUCUACAAUGGCUUCAGCAGUGUGCUCCAGUUCCUAGGGCUUUACAAGAAAUCUGGAAAACUUGUAUUUUUGGGUUUGGACAAUGCAGGCAAAACCACUCUUCUACACAUGCUCAAAGAUGACCGCUUGGGCCAGCAUGUUCCAACACUACAUCCGACCUCAGAAGAGUUGACAAUUGCUGGAAUGACUUUUACAACUUUUGAUCUUGGUGGGCAUGAGCAAGCACGCCGGGUUUGGAAAAAUUAUCUCCCAGCAAUUAACGGGAUUGUCUUUCUGGUGGACUGUGCAGAUCACCCUCGCCUCAUGGAAUCCAAAGUUGAGCUGAAUGCUCUAAUGACUGAUGAAACAAUAUCCAACGUGCCAAUCCUUAUCUUGGGUAACAAGAUCGACAGAACGGAUGCCAUCAGUGAAGAAAAACUGCGUGAGAUAUUUGGGCUUUAUGGACAGACCACAGGAAAGGGGAAUGUGACCCUGAAGGAGCUGAAUGCCCGCCCCAUGGAAGUGUUCAUGUGCAGCGUGCUCAAGAGGCAAGGCUACGGCGAGGGCUUCCGCUGGCUCUCCCAGUAUAUUGACUGAUGUUUGGACAGUGAAAAUAAAAGAGUUUUACUUCUCUGGACUGAUCCCAUUCCCAGCUUCCUCAUGAACUUUUCUAAUAGAACAAGGAAAGCUCUUCAACCGUGUGUGGCGUUGAGAAGCCAAGAGUCUCUGUCCGCCCUCUCAUCGCCCAGUGGUGACAUGUGCUUUCUCCACACUAUUGGGAGGUGACGCUGCCCCACAUGCCAGUGCAGGUCAGCGUCCCGGGACUCGGAAGCUGGCAGGAUCUGCUGGGUAAAGCUGUAUGCCAUCAUGGGGCACCUGAAAGAAAAACACGUUUCACCACUGUGGUUGAUUUCAAAAGAAAGUGAUUCUAUUUUUUAAAGAAAGCGUUGUUAAUGUAAUUGGUGUCCCUCUUCACUUUUUGAGUUCAGAAUUUACUUGGUCCAGAGUUUUCUAUUCUUCUUUUUUUUUUUUUUUUUUUUUUCCUCCUCGUGAUCUAGUGAAUGGCAUUUAGAGACUUCAUAAAAUUAUGCACCAAAACAUGUCGGAGGCCAGAGCUCAGUCAGGUGAACUCACUUGUGUUGAGAUAACAGGUUAGUGAGAGAAGCCCCCCGCCCCGUGUCUCUGCCUGCCUUGUUGCGGUGGGCACCACCUUCUGCGCAGAGAAGUGGGAAAGGGCGGAACUUGGGCCUGGCAGUUGCGGGAGGUGUCUGCUGUGGCCAGCCAGGGCCGUUCCUCAUCGGGGCGUGUACAGCAGGUUGCUCACUGUGGAGGGGUUAAUUAUAGAGCGGUUAUUUUCUUAUUUUACUUACAGAGUUGCAAACCGCAGCCGGUCUUUGCUUUGCUUUGCUUUUAUACUGUUGGGAAACUUCAUUUCUCUUCAUACACCUGUUUCAUGUUCAGUUAUAAGAAAUGACGUUUGCCUCCUAAAAGAGAACACCUCCCGAAUUGCCCUACACCACAGGUGUGUGUCUAUUACUUUUGCACAGAUUCUAGGGAAAAAUUUUCUGCAUCGGUGAGUCGCAGAGGACAAAGUUAGCCACUGAAGGGCUCUUAAUUCUGUGAGUUGAGAACUUAAAAAAUCUGGUAUUUGUAUCAUUUGUUUGGAUCCAGGAAAGAUUUAUUUAAUGGGCUUUAAAAUUUUCACUUGCAGGAUUUAGUCUCUUUAUUGGACUGUUUGUGAGCUCUUUUUAUCGAUUACCUGUUUUUUUGGUGUUUAAAGGUUAACAUCUGUAGCUAGAUGAUUUUUUUUUUUUUGUAUGAAAUUGCCUUUCUCCAUUCCAGAAGUAAGCUGCGGAAACUCUAAUCUUAACUUUGUGUGGUGGUGUUCUUUUUGAGCCAGCGUCACUUGUCAGGAAGACCUUAGUAUAAAAAGCCUCAGUGUCCCCAGUAGUGUGAGGAUUAUUUUUAUAGCAUUCCUUUUUCUUGGUGUCACCUAUAAAAUUGGGAUUUUCAUGAUCUUAACCAAUAUUAGACCCUUUGUUAAGAUGGGUGGAUAUCUUCAUUUUUUCCUUUAAUGAAAGAUUAGAAGUUUCCUCAGAAUUGAAAAUUGUGAUGAUGAUGCUUAUUUGCAGAGGAUUCAACUAAAUUCAGUAGAAUCUUGUGUCUAAUGUGAAGGCAGGGAAAGUGUGGAUAACAAAUUGCAGGGGGGAGAGUAUUGUUCUUUAAUGGAUUUCUCAUUGUUAGUCUUCACCACUGACUUGUUAGGAAAGCAUACUUUUCCACUGCCAGGGACCCAGUGCAGAGGCUCAAUGAAGGAUCAAUCUGGGAAGAGCAUGCCUUUCAUUUAUUUGCAAGCAUAGCUGGGUUAGGACAAAACUCGUUGGUUUGGAAAGGGGUGAAAGCCUUAAAUGAACAAAUCUAGCUAAUGGUGAAUGAACUAGGUCGUUAACAUGCAUACUUUUAAUUUCCUUUGGCUAAAGGUAACCCAUACUUCUUUAUCCAGAGACAUGAGAAGUAUGAUUGCAGUGCUAGUUUUCUUGUUUCUUGUUUCUUGUUUUUUUCCUAUUUGUCCCUAAUCACUUUGUAGCAAGCUAGAAAACUAUGGAUUCUACACAGCGCGGCUCUUUGUGAAAGUGGUGCAUUUUGGCCACUGGAGAAAGAGGAGAUUGAAAAGUCAACUGGCAUCCGUCUGUUUCUUGCUCCACAGAAAACACUGUUCCUUUAAUAAGGUUGCAAAAGAAGCUGAUGUGAGGAGCUUGUCUCCUAACAGUGAGGAUCAGAGCUUUGUACAAGAACUCCCAUGAAUUGAGACUUUUCAUUCUGUUUUAUCAGAGUGCAUAUAUGUCCUAUUUCAGGAAAAGUAAAACAGUCAUUUACAAAAGAAGGUCAAUCUGUAUCCUAAGCAUUUUAAUAAAAAGUUAAACUUA
This is a messenger RNA of Leopardus geoffroyi (Geoffroy's cat), 3070 nucleotides long. RefSeq names its product secretion associated Ras related GTPase 1A (gene SAR1A). The transcript is spliced from 7 exons. Gene Ontology annotation, cellular component: COPII vesicle coat; endoplasmic reticulum exit site. Gene Ontology annotation, molecular function: GTP binding; GTPase activity. Gene Ontology annotation, biological process: intracellular protein transport; membrane organization; vesicle organization. NCBI's taxonomy places the organism in Eukaryota, Metazoa, Chordata, Mammalia, Carnivora, Felidae. Bases 144 to 740 code for a protein of 198 amino acids. The record is from RefSeq and is a predicted model, not a curated record.